Yamadazyma jaroonii is the source of this 1935-nucleotide messenger RNA. The record is from the annotation of a GenBank genome assembly. Lineage: Eukaryota; Fungi; Ascomycota; Pichiomycetes; Serinales; Debaryomycetaceae.
AUGAAAUUAUCUUGGUUUAUCCCAAUUACAUUCGUUUCCACGGUGUUAUCAGCUCCAACUAUUAAUAACAUUGGUAAAAAGGAUAUUAUAGUUGAAGAUAUAAUUUCUUCCAUUGAUGAUUACAUGUCCCAAUUUGAAAAUACCCAAGUUCAAAAAAGAGAAGAUAGUGAACUCAUUUCAAGCUUAUUAUCAUCAUUAUCCGAUGGUAACUUAGAUUCUUUAAUCAAGAAUAUUGACUUUUCUUCCCUUACAAAAGAUGUAUUGGACAAAGUUGACAAUUUAGAUUUUGAUAAAUUAGCUGACAGUUUUGAUAGUAGUAUGGUCAAGAAUUUAUUUUCUUCAAUGGUUAAAGAUUCAGAUUUAACUUCAACAGCUUUAAGUUAUGCUGAAAAAUUAUUAAGUAACGGUAAACUCGAUUUAUCAGAAAAGAGACAAAUUGAAGAAGAACCAUUAGUUAAAAGAGAAAAUGAUUAUAUUUCUAAAAUUAUUGGUUCAUUAUCAGAUUCUGGUUUAUUAGAAUCAACUGCCAAAUCAUUAUUAAACAGUGACAACUUAAAAAAUGUUGCUUCUUCUGCUUUGAAAAAUAUCAACUUCGAAGAUCUUUUCAGCAAAUUAAAAGAUUCUGGAUUAGUCGAAAAAUUAGCUGAUAAAUUCUUAGAAACAAGAGAUUUAGAAUUUAGUCAAGCUGUUGCUGAAAAUGUUAAAAGAGGUUUAAUUAGUGAAAGUCAAUUCAUGAAAAGAGAUGCUUUAUUAGAUUCAAUUCUUGCCUUAGAAUCUGCAUCUGCUACUCCAAUUGAUGAACUUCCAAGUACUUCUGUUGAAGCUACUACUACUGCCAAAGCUACUACCACUGGUGGUGGUCUUGGGGGUCUUCUUGGUGACUUAUUACCAGAUGCUUCAUCAACUGAAGAACCAACUACAACUGCCAAAGCUACUACUACCGGGGGAGGUCUUGGUGGUCUUCUUGGAGAUUUAUUACCUGAUGCUUCAAAAACCACUACCAAAGCUUCAACAACUGCUACUUCUGCUAAAGCUACUGCUUCAAGUGAAGGUCUUGGUGGUCUCCUUGGUGGAUUAUUAGAUGACUUCUUACCAAAAUCUAAUGCUACUACUACUUCAACUGGUUCAGCUUCAACUUCAACUGGAGGUUUAUCAGAUUUAAUUGAUAGUUUACUUGGUGGUUCAUCAUCUUCAUCAUCUUCAUCCAAAUCCAAUUCAACUUCAUCAUCCGGUAGUUUCUUAGAUGAUCUUUUAGAUACUGGUCACAACUUAUUAGAUGAUUUAUUUGAUUCCAAUGGUACAACUACUCCAUCUACCCCAAGUAACUUUUCUUUAAGUGGAUUAGUUGAUGGAUUAUUAGAUGACAUCUUCGGUGUUGAUAGCUCCAAUUCAACUACUAAAGGAUCAAGUGGUUCAGGUGAAUCCUUGGGAAGUAUCAUUAGUGGAUUAUUUGAUUCAUUAUUUGGUGGUUCUUCUUCAAGUAGUUCUUCUGGUUCUUCUGGUUCCAGUUCAGGUGGAAGUAUUAUUGGUUCAUUAGUUAGCUCCUUAUUCAAUUGGAUCUUCGGUGAAGGUUCAAGUAUCGGAUCAAGUAUUCUUGAUUUCGGUAAAAGAUUAAUUAACAGAGUUCUUAAUUGGAUCUUUUCAGGAAGUAGUGGAUCAUCAUUCUCAUGGAGUUCAUUAUUCAGUAAUGUUAUCGAUUGGGUUUUAGAUACCCUUUUCGAUGAUGACGGGUCAUCAUCUUCUUCAUCUUCCUCAUCAUCUGUUACUAAAGGUAGUUCUUCAUCUUCAGGUUCAUCAGCUCAAUCAUGUUGUUGUAACAAAAAGAUGAUUAAAAAGAGACAAUUGAAAGCUAAAUUUAAAAGAAAUAUCCACAAAAAUAUUCAUAAAAGAGCAGUUGAAUUCAAAACUAAUAAUGUCUAUCUUAAAUAUUUAUGA